This is a messenger RNA of Fusarium vanettenii 77-13-4, 2028 nucleotides long. RefSeq lists its product as uncharacterized. The coding region runs from base 1 to 2028 and encodes 675 amino acids. The record is from RefSeq and is a predicted model, not a curated record. Gene Ontology annotation, biological process: proteolysis. The transcript has a single exon. Gene Ontology annotation, molecular function: cysteine-type endopeptidase activity. NCBI's taxonomy places the organism in Eukaryota, Fungi, Ascomycota, Sordariomycetes, Hypocreales, Nectriaceae.
AUGCCACCAGCACAGCCGCAAACCGAGGCGACCCAUUGGGCUGUGCUCAUUGGCGUCAAUUUCUACCCAAAGCCUCCGGCUUCGGCGAAUGGGCAGGAAAAUGCUAAGGACAACUCGCUCAGAGCAGCCGUCGCGGAUGUUGAGGCUAUGGAAGCCUUCUUUUCGGAAUGGUCUUAUGUCAAGGUCUCAAAGCUUACGGCUUCCAAGAGACUAGAUGGAGAAUGCCAAGACACCCCCUCUGAGGACGCCAAAGACCAAGCAACAAUAGAGAAUGUCUCUGUUCUCUUGGAAGAUGUCAUACGCACGGGUAGCCUCAAAAACAUCAAACACGUCUACAUCCACUUCUCCGGUCACGGAGGGAGGAACAGUGAGAGGGAAUUACGACUUGGUCUUUAUCGACCGAACCCCCGUCAGAGCCCUGCGUUCACGACUAGUAUGCUCAGGGACUGCAUUGAUAAGAUGAUCAAUCAGGAAAUGAAAGUCACUGUGGUGCUGGAUUGCUGCUUCUCUGCCGGGGUGAAGCGAACUGGCCACUCCGCUUUGGGACAAGUCCGCUUCCUUGAGGAUGAACUGGGGAUGGAGGAGGAAGAAGAGCUCGAGUCCAACAGUGUCUCUACCCAAGACAAUUCGAAUAAAAUGCGAGGGGCAAGGUUUCAAGUCGAUCGUCUGCUCGAUGCUCAGGGAUACACCAUCAUCACUGCUUGUGGCCAAGACGAGACAACAACAGAAAUCGGGGGGGAACAGAAGCGAAAAGGCGCUCUCAGUCAUUUUCUUCUCGAUUCUUUGCAGCUCCUGAGAAGAGAGGGCUCUCAAGUAACCCUCACUACGUUGCAUGAGAACCUCCAGAACAAGUUUCGAUCUAUUGGCCUUAAUCAUGUUCCUCGUCGUUAUGGAAAGAGCAAUAUUUGCUUCUUUGAGAGUCUACUUUCUGGGCCCGAGGCCGCCUUUACUUCUGUCUCCUUUGAUAAGGAAACAGAGGAGUACAUUCUCAAUGCUGGCCAGGCCCACGGGGUAUGUGUUGGCGAUAGGUAUGAAGUGGCGGCAUGGUGGGCAUCGGAGAAUGUCGAAUCUCGAUCGAAGGAGCAACUCGAUGAGUUUGUAGUGGCGACAACGCGAAGUCUCGAUUCAGUCAUCAAACUCAUUGGAUCACGAAAAGAAGUUAACCCUGAGCUGCGUUCUUGGAAGGCCAAGGCUGUCAGCUUCUCCUCGCGUCAAAGGGUUACGGUGCACAUCACGGAUUCCUUACCCCAGGCGGACCGAGAGCAGCUACGACAAAGCCUGUCGGAGAAUCCAGUCCUUCAGGUCUCUAUUCCAGAGAAACUUUUGGACUUGCCAACUUUCAAUGUCGAGCUAGACGCUGAAAAUGCUUUCCGGGUACUGGAUGGCGCGGCUGAGCCGAUACCCAAUGUGCCGCCAAUCCAGAGGAGCGCAAAAGAUUCCAUAGAGUCUCUGACCCGAACAUUGGAGCAUCUGGCCAAGUACAAAUUUCUCCAAGGACUGAAGAAUCUAUCUCCAGACGCCGAAUUUGAGAAAUUAUUCUCCAUGACUUGCGCCGAUGAGUCCGGGGAUGAUGGCCGGUAUCACAUUGAAGACGGUCAGACUUGGAAGUUGGAUUUCGAAAACCUGGGAACUGAGCCCCUCUUUGUGCACAUUUUCAACAUGUGUUCAUCUUGGAGUGUCACAGACAUCAUCCGGGACGAAGGCGAGGACCCUGACGGGUUUGAAAUCGCCCCAGGGUCCAAAUUUCCCCUUUGUUUGGAAAUGGAAAUUCCGGAGCAGCAUCUGCCUCGUACCGAAGACGUGUUGAAGUUCAUUGUCACCAGCAAACCAACACGAUUUCCCCUUCUGAGCCUCCCUGAAAUUGGCGACAGUGGCACAACCCGUGGAUCUGAUGGAUUCAACGAGUUUCACGAUUUCAUCUUCUCCGGUCUGGGGGCAAUGAGGAACGAUCGGGAUGCGAAAUGGUCAACAAAGACCUUCACCAUCGUAAUCAGCAGUCGAGAACCUUCAAGUGAGCCUCACGGGUGA